Messenger RNA from Podarcis lilfordi (Lilford's wall lizard), 7595 nucleotides. NCBI's taxonomy places the organism in Eukaryota, Metazoa, Chordata, Lepidosauria, Squamata, Lacertidae. The record is from the annotation of a GenBank genome assembly.
ACUUGGCCUGUGGGUGGAGGAGAUAAGGAUUCAACCCCCUAGUUAUAUCCUAUUCCUCACCCCUGGUCUUUAAUGUAAACAGCAGCUACUUGAUUAGAUUUUAUAGGUGGUAGAUAAAAGCAUGAAGGGCAUAGCAGGAAACUUGGAUGGAGAAGGAAGAAUAUAGAUCCUGCUGCCACCAGAGCCAUACACAGUACUUCAAUAUAAAUGGCAAGUAUGUUUGAUGUUUGGUCUGGGACUGGCUGUGUGAAAGUAGCACCAUCCUCUUUGGUCAAUGUGAUGUUCUCUUCUUCACAUGUACCACAAUCUUAGGCAUCUUUAUUUAGAAGUCAGUACCACUGUGUUUAAGGGAGAUUUCCUCCCGGGCAAAGUGUUCCUAGGAUUGCAGUCACCUGCAGUUGAUCCUGCUGCUCAGAAUCUGCAGAAAAUUCGAGGCCAGCAGCUGUUUCUUUCCCAACUUCAAGCUCUGUCCCCUCUCAUCCCCCUGCUGGUAUGUGUGACUCAGGCUGUUUUAUCUUUUUCAGAAACUGGGAGACGCCAGAUAACAUUCAACUUACCGACAAAUAUAAUUAUAAAACCCAUUGUGUUCUUACUUCAGGUGAAGCCUCAAAGGGCAAGUGGAACAACAUUCCCUGUGAUAAGCUCCAUCUAUCUGUCUGUGAAAGGGACAAGGAGGUGACCUGUGUUCUGCGGUCUCCACUUUCACCCCACUGAAAUGAUUUGCUUUAUUUUUAUUCCAUAGAAACAAAUUUUUUAAAAAGAUAAUUGUACAAAGCAAAUACAGAAGAAAAGCAAAAGCGACUUGUAGCAAGGACAUACACCAGUCAAACAGAUGUGUCACUGCUGUGAAAACAUGCGCUCUAUUCCUAACAGUACUUCAUGAAUUGUUUCCAUUGUAUUAAAAAUCAACAACUGCAAGGUGAGACAACCAACCAAGUAUUCCCCAAAGCUUGGGUUAAAAGGUGUGUCUUGUUAGAAUCCUAGAAACCAAUUCAAAUACUAAUUAGACUCAGGCAUGCUGUUUAUAUGAGGCUGGUUAUCCCACAAACUGCCUCUCAAGCAAAUGUAGCAAUUGCAUGCACAAUUAACGACCCACUCAGAGUCCCAUCUUGACUUGAAGGUUUUCAGAAAUGUCUCUAGGUACUGGCUUGGUCAGAAAAUCAGCUGUCAUUUCUUUGGUUUGACAAUACACCACAAUUCAACAUGUCUGUCUUGUAUUACCUAAUGCACGUGGUAGUUUUUAACCCUAAUGUGUUUAGUUCUUGCAUGUAGCUUUUCUUUGUGAUAAUUUCAAACAGCUUUAAUUGUGCUCCAUCAACUGAACAGGUUUCUGCAUACACAACCCAAAGCCCAUAGUUAGUUGGUCAGUUAAGACCAGUUCUCUACAUACCUCAGUUGUACCUAUAUACUCUCUUUCCUGGAAGAAGCUGGUAGCUAUGCAUGGCUCCCAGCUCAACAAAAUAUACAUGCAAGUAAAUUUUCCUAGCUAGGAGAUUUACACAGCCUGCAUGUCUUUCUUAACACAAAGACUGUAUGAUCCUUUUGUAAUGAAACCGCAUUCUUUUUCUUUUAAAUUGUUUGGAACCAUUUUUCUUCUUUAUUUUUACUUCCAAUGGAUAGAAAGUUGUUUACUGUAACUACUGAAAAUUUGUAAGUAAAAUCUUUAUUUAUUUAUAAAACAAGGUGUCUGUGAUUUAUUCUAGCCUGAGUAUUUUUGUGGGGAACAUUUGUUUAAAGGUGGAUGAAGGCAGAUGCAGAAUCUAACUAAGUUUUAAUGUGCUUUGUAGCAAUCGGCCUAUCUCUGCGAGGAGAGAGGAAGAAUCUCUUCCCCAAACUUCUAUUUCUAACAUCACAUCUUAGUAUGCCUUUUAAAUAUAAGCAGAUGGUGCCAUGCACACAUCCAAAAGGUAGGGAUUCCAAUAGUCAAGAGGUCACCACAGAGAAGGCUCUGUUGCAUACCACUGUCCCACAGAGCACCCCAAAAUUACAAACUUGCCCUUUGUAGAGGAGUGCCCAUCCCAAUACACAAGGAGGCUCACUUCCUAGACUCAACAACUUGGCACUCACAUUUAUCUUCCUCUUCCAACAAGCUUUAUCCAAGUCUUCAUCUGUAUUAAAGCUAUUUAAACUACUUGUAUGUACGCAAUUGUUUUUAAUUGUUUUAUAUAUGAAGCUGUUUUUUCCUGUUUCCUGUUUUGUGGUUGCAAUUGUUUUAUAAUUGCAUGUAUUUAUUUUGCAAACCACCCUGAAACCUAGCAGAAGAGAGAUCUGAUAAAUAAAAUGGACCUCUGUCUUGUCUGGAUUUGAUUUCAGUUUAUAGGACCACCACCUCCUGCACACCCACCCACACACCCAGCCCAUUGUUGAACAAAUGGGUGACAAAAUGGAGCCCUGUGGGACACUGUGGAUAAUUUCUCAAUGUAAAUCAAUAAGAUAAAAAACAAAUACUUAAAAAUAACAACAGCAAGGAAAAUAAUACCGAUGAAAUUACUUUUCCAGAAAAAUGCUGUGCACAGGUGGAGUGUGUGUCUUGUUAGUGUUAGGGUAAAUAAAAAUUUUGGCAGAUACCUGGGUGGUCAACCUUCUUUCAGACACCUCCAGACAUUUCUUAUGAUAAUUUGAACCUUUGUUUUGCGGUCCCUUUCUUUUCUCAAAUAACAUGAAGCCUCAUCACUUGCUCUUUCAUUAAGAGCCCACUCAUAGUUGUCUGAACCUUCUGUAAUGAAUCAGCUUCAGUCUCUUUCACAGUUCAGCCAUAAUUAGCUAGGACCAUCCCAUCCUGCUUUGCUACAUUCAGCCAUGACAGUUGCACUCCCCUUCCUGAGCAUUAGGAGUGGGGCAAGCGCCUGACAUUUCUGUGGUUUGUUAGAUAGAAAGGAAGCUGAUAGUGAUAGACAGCAAGCACAAGCAUCCGGUUACUGAGCUUAGCUGCUCUGAGAGGCAUUCGAGGAGAAGAAUCAAACCCAUCAUGGAUGACGGCUAUCAGAAUGAAGACUAUUGGAAUGAAGAUUACCAGAAUGACAUUCUUUCAGACAAAUUUUCUCAGAAUGCUGAAGUUUCCUCAGAGUCAGAACCUGGAAGCGCAGGUAAAUCAGGGUGGCAGUGGAAGGAAGCAGGAAGGGAGGAGAACGGGAAAUUCUCAAAAGGCUGUUCUAGUUCUGCUGCUGUUGUGUCCACAUCACAUAUAAAACACACAAUUCCCUAUGUGAGUGAUCUAACAAGGUUAUCAUUCCUAACUGUAAUUCUCCUCUAUACUCAUUACUCCUCUAUACUCUAGUAAUUCUCCUCUAUAUUCUAUACUCUAUAUUCAUUAGGACUAGAUCAUGCUGCCACAGUUAUCCAGUCUUGGGAGGCUGUUUAGUAAGAUUGCAAUAAACAGUCACAGUUGCUGCAGCAGUUGAAGCAUGGUCACAUUAACAUGUUAGCCUCUUACUUGCUAUCAGCACAAGCAUUCUUAAUAUUUACAUUUGCUAAUAAGCUUCUUUUGCCCCAGUUUUGGCUCUUUGAAUGAUAUACUAUUCCACAAUGAGUGACAAAGCUGGACGUGCCCACUUCUAGUGGGUAGCAAGACCAUGAAAUCUGGAAAGUCACAACAGAGAGCCAAGUAGGCAAUCUCUUUAAAAAAACAACAACCACCUUUUCUGUCUCUAGAAUCAGUGGUUUGGGACCAGCAGGGAUAUGAGAAUGCUGCACAGGAAUAUGAGUACAUCGGGUUUUCUGGCGUCCGGCUGAGAAGGCUACCAGAGAAGGGAGAGGAAAGAGAACCAGGUGAAAAGAGUUAACAUACUUCCACAAAUGGCACAAAUAAAUGUUUUUAGUGUCUCUAUUGUACUGCAGUCUGAAGAGGAGCACAAAUAAUAUCCCCCUUCCUCUUUAGACUUUAAAAAGCCUUUGCUGCCCAAUUCAGACACCAGUUACACUUUUCAUCUACUUCCCUGUCCCGCUUUGGGCUCUGAUGUAUUGGAGGACCACAUGAACAUUGUUGUUGUUCUCAUUCCUUCCGUUUCCAAAAUUCAGAGGAGUCUCAUGUAACUAAAAUGGCACCGUCCACACACAAGAGGGAGGUAUCAGAAGCUUUGGGGAAACCUCAAGGUUUUCCAGAAGGACAAAAAAUAUUUUGAAACCCAGAAUAAGCAUGCUCAGUAGGCAUGGAACGCUUGCUGUAUUUUGGCAGGGGGGAAGAGGGAAACCUGGAUGGAAGGGAGACUAGCCAAUCCCUCUUCCCUGUGAAUCCUGGGAAUUGUAGCUCUCUGAAGAGAACCCUUAACAAAUCAAAGAGGCCAUGAUUCUCUGAGGGAAGCCUUCUUUAUUCUCAAUAGUCCUGCUCCUGAAAUCCUGUGGUCCUCCUUGAGCUUCCAGGUUUAUUCUUCUUUAUUUGCAGCACUGUUUACAUCUGAGGACGGCAAGUGGGGACCCUUUGGCAGGAAACCCUUCAUGAUCUUCUCAGUUCUGUUGCUCUGCUCCUUGAUCAUAACAACAGCUACUCUCAUAAUGGCAUGUCUUAGAUGUAAGUUCAGAUCUGAAGAAGGUAAAAUCUUCUAGAUAUUACUUCUGUGUAGUUCCACUUGCCCCACCCCACCCCCAGAAGUACAUAGUGCUGAAGGAGGAAGUAGAGAGAGCGACACUCUGUCCCACUUCCUCUUUCAGCUCUAUGUAUUCAGCUGUAUGUAUUCCUCUUUCAGCUUAUAUGUAUUGUUGCACACCACUCCAAUCUCUGAGAAGUGCCUGGAUUCCAGGGGUUUCAGAUGUUUCCUUCUGGAAAUGAGGCACAGCAGAGACUGUGGUGUCUUUAUGAUAUAUUUACCCAUAUAUGCAACCUGAGCCUAUGAUGGAGGGGUUCACAGUAUCAACACUCCAAAAAGUUCUUGCUUCUCCCAUAGCUGCAGCCUUGGAUUGAAGCAGAAAUCAACUAUGGCCCACUCUCUGCCUUUCCAGCCUGCAGCUUUUUCUCCAGCUUCUAGUUCACAUCGCAGCAAACUCUGCCCUCAAACUCAGGCUUUGCCCUUCUAUCUAUCGGAGAGCUGAAGGAGGAGCCCUCCCAUUUGCCAUUGGACACAGAGCCCUCUUUCCUUUAUUCUCUUAAUGGCCCAUCACUUUUCUUUUGUUAUCUGAAUGGCACCUCACCCAGGCAGUUAGCCUAACUUGAUUAAAUUCUAACAUUUGCUGGAUCCAGUGAAUAAAGAGGUCUGGCAACCACAAACUAAUAACAUUGCUUUUCAAGGCUCAAAUCAGCAGCUGAAAAGAAAGAAAACUGACAAGAGAGAAUAUGAGGGAAAGGAGGAGCAGUUUGAGAGACUAGGGGGAGGAAAAUGGAGUCCUUGUGAGGAGGCAGGGUGAGAACAAAGACAGAGAUCAAGAGGGACACACAGAGAGGAGGGGAUGGAAUGCUGGAGCAAGAGAGAUGAGAAGUUUCUCUCUCUCUCUCUCUCUCUCUCUCUCUCUCUCACACACACACACACACACACACACGAACUGGUAAAAGAGAUCCUCUUGGAAUUACAUGUUUUUUUCACAUAUCUCCCCAGCACACACAGCCAAAGUCAAAUCACAGAUCACAUCUUUCUCCGUUAACUGAACCCAGAUUUUUAUGGUUCGCCCUUAGGUGAUGAUAUUUCACACACACACCAUCUGGAUAAGGCAAAGGGACUGGUUUUGAAAUGUGUGUUUAUUGGCAAUUAUGGUAGUGUAUGACUCCAGGCACAAUAACAUCCUUUGACCAGCAAAACAUCUAAGAUAUAUUCAUGCUGGGUAGCAUUAAUCAACAUUUCCAUAUAUUGCAGGCUUUCCAAAGUGUGCAGAUGACUGGGAGAAGUUUCAGGAAAAAUGCUACUACUAUUCCACAGAAAAAAUGCAACAGAAUACAGCUAGAAGUUUCUGCCAAGCCCUAGGUGCAGAUCUAAUAGUGAUUGACAGUGAAAAUGAACAGGUAAUUCUAUCUAAGGAAUAAAUAAAAUAUAAUUGAGUGUGUUACUUUCACUAAUAUAUUCAUUUCUGUGAACACUUGCCUAAUAUGUGCAAUUUUGCAAAUAUUAUAUGGCUAGAGAACUGCAAAUUCAUGUUAUUUUCAUUUUCUAUGAGGACUUUCUGAAAGAUGAACUGCAGAUAAGCGAGAACACUUGGAUUGGACUGACUUACAUAGAGGCUGAAAGAAAGUGGAUGUGGCAAGACUUCAAAAAUCAUUCCUACACGUGAGUAGCAUUAUUGAGUUGAAAAUUCUCUACCAUAUCAUAGCAAUGAUUUGCAAUGACUCCUUGUCCACCCCUGUUUACUAUGUGCAUUAGCUACAGUUAGAUCUGCUCCCUAGUGCUUAUAGUGCACUAGCAACGUCUCCCCCCUCCAAACUUGACAGCUAAAGCUGAACCAUUUUCCUCCUCUGAGUACCUCUCCUCUUAGAAUAUGGUAGCAGAUCUUCCCAAACUCUCCAAAGGUCAGAUUCAUGUACUUUUCCAUACAGCAGUCAGAAAACACAGGUUGUAAACCUGGGCUUUGUUUCAGCGGUGAAAGUUUCUAAAUUAUUGGUAUAGGAACACAAGAAUGGCUUGUAAGAUCAAUCAGCUCAGACCUCUUUACACACUGAGUUUCUCAGAUAAACUGGAGGGGAACAGCAAUGGGCUUGAUUCCCUCCUUAUCAAAGUGAGGGAGAAUGACCUAGCUAAGCCUGACAGGGCAGCUUUCUCUCUGUCUGUGGCAUUAACCCAUUCAUGCAUUAAUUAGACUUAAGCAUGUUGGUUAUAUGAGACUAGUUAUCCCACACAAAAAAGUUGAGGCCAGCAUCUGCUUACCACCCCUGCUCCCAAGUUCAUGAUCCUGCCCCAUAUACUGGAUUCCCCUGAUAGCAUGCAAUUCAGACAAAUUUGUGUUUCUCAUUUUCAGAAACUGGGAUGGAAGGACAGAACCAAUCAGUUCCCGAUGCUGUGUGAUUUUGGACCCCAAGUAUGAAUUAAAAUGGAAGAACACCGAGUGCCUAAGACGCUUGGGCUUCAUUUGUGAAAAGAGCAGGCACAUUGCCUGUGCCCUGCAGUCCCCAUUCUUACCUCAUUGAAACUUGGCUAAUUUGUGUGUGUGUACAAGCAGAAUUGAUUCAUAGGAGUGUUUUUUUAAAGGUUGCAAGAACUUUCAGGGUUAGAACAAUGUCUUUCUGGUCCUCUAGACUGUGAGUCAAAAGCCAGUCAGGAAAUAAGCCUGGCUGAAUGUACAUGGUGUCAUGGGGAGGAACGAAGCACAUGGGUUUACCUCAGCAUCUCCCUCUCCAUGCCUCUGCCCUGGUUUUUGGAGCCAGCAGUGACCAAUCCCCCCCCCCAAUCAUUCAGUUUCUACAAACUUCACACACACUCACACUCACACACUACAUACACUACGCUUCUGUUAUAAAUUCAUAGAAAAUCAACCAUACAUCGGAUUUGCACUGUUCCACUUUUAUUUUACUCCAUGAAGGAAAGACUACAAAAUGGGGAAGGUUUGAUACAGGCCACCAUAAUCCCUUGAGCAUACCAGCACAUCCACAGGAGCCUUGCCCAGUUGCUAUGCCAACCCUGAUGGUCUCAGACAGAAGACCAUCAACAACACAACGGACUGCAUACACGAGUGGAUUCAAC